Molecule: messenger RNA, 1544 nt
Organism: Elgaria multicarinata webbii
Lineage: Eukaryota; Metazoa; Chordata; Lepidosauria; Squamata; Anguidae
Exons: 2
Coding region: 136-558 (140 amino acids)
Cellular component (GO): nucleosome
Molecular function (GO): protein heterodimerization activity; structural constituent of chromatin; DNA binding
Source: RefSeq, a predicted model, not a curated record
GCUCACAAGGCCCUAAUAGCCUGGGUCUCAAAAAGACAAAAUAGAGUAGUGCAGUUGUUCUGUGCCAGCGAGGGUUUUACUUCACCUUUCGUUUACUGUAAUUUUAACAGCAUCAAAGACCACUGGUGGCUCUCCAUGGCUAGAACGUUGAAGGCUUCUCAAAAACUGGUGCGAGCAAGCAAGCCAUGGAAGAAGGCGGUUCCCCAAGGAACUCGUAGACGUGUUCCUGGCCAUGACGCAGGACAGGAGACGUCAUUCCGCCACGGCCAUCCCAGAAUGUCGGCAUUGCAGCUGAUCCACCGGUAUCAGAAGAAGGCCUCUGGGAUGAUGCUGGACAAGUUGCCUUUCCUGCGUUUCACCAAGAAGUUGGCGCAUGGCUUCGAGUGGAACUUGCGCUUCCAGACUCCGGCGGUUCUGGCCCUGAAGGAAGCUAGCCAAGCUUAUCUGCUGGAGUUAUUUGAGGACUGGCAUUUGUGCGCUCUCCACGCAAAGAGAUUUACGGUCUCAAAAAGUGAUGUUCACUUGGCCAGGUGCCUCCGGCAGGAGAUGACAAUCUGAAGGCAAACCCAUUUCUGUCUGGCAGCGUCUCGUCUUGAAACAGACGAGACGCUGUUUCAUGGAAAGAAAACCUGGGAGUAAAGCCAGAGGCCAGGUUUUCUUUCCAUGAAAUUUAUUGAAAGAUUAUUCAGCAAUUGCGUAAAAGCAAACUGAAAAAUUUGAAAUAAUAUUGCAAAGUCAUAAUCACAUGUAUUAAAAUGUAGAUUUGGGUGGGAGGGCUGAAUGGAAGGAAAAGAAGAGCCAUUCAGAAUAAGUUCAUUGUUUGAAGUAAUGAGAGACAGAGAAUGUGCGGAUGAGCUCAUUUUAGUAUCAAACAGGCCUGGACUAAGAUCAAGAUAUGCCUUAAUGAGCCACCAUCUGUUGAAGGGAAAAGAAGCAAGCUUUUGAGUUGCACAGGCUUCUUAAGACAUGUCAAAGAGUCCAGUGUAAUUCAAAAACUUGCCCUCUCCUACUCUGAUAGAUGAUUCAACAUUGCAUCUUAUUUUGCAAUUCAUUUGGUGCGGUGGGUUCAGAAAAAGCAAAUAACAUUUGGAAAUCUCACUGGGGGUUUAAUGGUUGCUAGGCUGCCACUGUGAAAACUGGGAUUAGGAGUCUGCAGGGCUUGACCCACCGCACCAAAGGCAGAUCACCAGUCAUGUAUCUUGGUCUACCAAGUGCUGGCUUAACCUAUUUAGCUCCCCUGUUUUGGGAGACUCGGGUAGGAAGCUAAAGCAGCUUUGCAGAGCCUCUAAUGGGCUGCAUGCAGUCUGAUAAGUUACAAGGUGUGCAGACCUUCAUUACUGCCUUAUACAAUUGCCUAAGCGUAAAAGAGAACAACCCCAUAUAGAAAAGUCACAUACAGCUUAGGGUGCAUGGUUCUGCUGUUUUGGGGUGGUUUUUUUAUUUUUUAGGUUUACCAGUUUCUGAAUGGGGUAAAUAUUUACCAUCUUGUUAUGGGAUUCAUAACAAGAACUGUGAAUAUUAUAUUAAACGCUUGUAAAAAGUAA